AUGUUAAAGUUAUCUUCAUUCGUUGGACGUUGCGGAGUUCCUCGCCUUGUUGUGAUGCAGGCUGCGUCUUUUGCUUCUGCACCUGAAAUGAUCAAAGUAGAAAAAGUUGGAACGAAAAAGAACGUUGCUCUAAUCACCUUGAAUCGACCGAAAGCUUUUAACGCAUUGUGCAAUCAGCUUAUGAACGAACUGUCAGUUUCUCUUCGCGAUCUCGAUGCUGAUGAUUCCGUUGGCGCUAUCGUUGUCACAGGAAGCCAAAAAGCAUUCGCGGCUGGUGCAGAUAUCAAGGAAAUGGUUAACCGCGAAUUUGCGCAAACCUUUCGUGGUCGUUUCUUAGAAGAAUGGGCAGCAGUUAGCGAAACUUCGAAGCCUGUUAUUGCCGCAGUAAAUGGAUAUGCUCUCGGUGGCGGAUGCGAACUAGCAAUGAUGUGUGACAUAAUUUACGCUGGAGACAAAGCACAGUUUGGGCAACCCGAGAUUAAUAUUGGUACCAUUCCAGGGGCUGGAGGUACACAGCGAUGGACUCGCGUUGCUGGAAAGUCGAUGGCUAUGGAGGUCUGUCUCACAGGUAACCGAGUGAGUGCGCAGGAAGCCAAAGAAUGUGGAUUAGUAUCGAAGGUGUUCCCGGCCGAACAGGUUGUAGAUGAGGCAGUGAAGCUAGGUGAGAAAAUCGCAGAGCAAUCACCACUCAUUGUUCAAAUGGUCAAGGAGGCUGUAAACGCAGCAUACGAAACGACACUGAAAGAAGGUCUACGAUAUGAACGACGCCUUUUUCAUACUACAUUUGCAACGAACGACCGCAAGGAAGGCAUGAGUGCAUUUUCCGAAAAGCGACCACCUAAAUGGACCUCAACUUAA
Molecule: messenger RNA, 858 nt
Organism: Necator americanus (New World hookworm)
Lineage: Eukaryota; Metazoa; Nematoda; Chromadorea; Rhabditida; Ancylostomatidae
Exons: 9
Coding region: 1-858 (285 amino acids)
Biological process (GO): fatty acid beta-oxidation
Cellular component (GO): mitochondrion
Molecular function (GO): enoyl-CoA hydratase activity
Source: RefSeq, a predicted model, not a curated record